Messenger RNA from Cryphonectria parasitica EP155, 606 nucleotides. RefSeq lists its product as uncharacterized. The annotation marks the transcript as partial. The transcript has 2 exons. Gene Ontology annotation, molecular function: mannosyltransferase activity. Gene Ontology annotation, biological process: GPI anchor biosynthetic process. The record is from RefSeq and is a predicted model, not a curated record. Lineage: Eukaryota; Fungi; Ascomycota; Sordariomycetes; Diaporthales; Cryphonectriaceae. Gene Ontology annotation, cellular component: mannosyltransferase complex; endoplasmic reticulum membrane.
GCCAACGUAGAAAAGACCAUCUUUCUAGGUCCAGAGCCCAUCAACAUCCCACCCUCGAGCCCUAGCCUCGCUGACCUCCACAUCGACGUCCUCACACCAGACAACUGGUCGCUAAGGACACACAUAAAAUCAAUAUUCCCGACGGCCGACCUGCCGCGGGGCACAGAAACAUGGCUCAUCCUUGAUGGCCUGAAUGAGGGGCAGAGAUAUGAAGUGCGCAUAUGCUGGCCUGCAAUUCAACCCACAGCCUUUCAUCUCGAGACCCACGAGCUUCCACACGUCUUUGACACGCCCACCCUCAUCACCUCGCUGUACAACUACUCCAUGUCCAGACAAUUUCCUCUCAACGCCGGUAAUCCUCAGGCUGAUACCCAUUCGUAUCAUCCUUCUACUUCUUCCUCCUCCUCUUCAGUCCUUUUCCUCCGCGUCUCCGCCGCAGCCGACUAUUUCACCCUCAACCAAACCCUCAUGAAAACCCCAGAACCCGUCCUUGCCGACCUCAUCUUGGACCCGUUCGUGUACAACGUCCUGCCGCGCAGCCUGGUGCCCACGGUGGUGUACGUUGUGUUUGUGGCCGCCGGGUCGUGGGUGCUGGCGACGAGGGUG